AUGGCCCUGUGGCAGCAAUCGUCAAAUCAGUCUCGGCUGGACAGAGGGGCAGAAAAGAGGUUCACACCAGUAGCUUUGAUGAAAGCUGUGCCUCAAGCUGGGGUCAGAGCCCAGCCCGGGGGUGCUUAUAAGGGAGCCCUGACAGAUGCGCAGAGAAGGCUGGAGCGGCUGGGCAGCUGCCUCCCCUCCAAACUUACAGCGACGCACCAAAGCAGCGCAGCGCACACGGAGAAACCGGACAUUGGUUUUGAUCAGGGUCCCAGCCUUCAUCGACUGCCUGAGAUCUGCAGUGGAUGA
Molecule: messenger RNA, 297 nt
Organism: Menidia menidia (Atlantic silverside)
Lineage: Eukaryota; Metazoa; Chordata; Actinopteri; Atheriniformes; Atherinopsidae
Source: the annotation of a GenBank genome assembly